Sinocyclocheilus grahami is the source of this 2883-nucleotide messenger RNA. RefSeq names its product neuronal tyrosine-phosphorylated phosphoinositide-3-kinase adaptor 2b (gene nyap2b). Bases 655 to 2409 code for a protein of 584 amino acids. The transcript has 7 exons. Gene Ontology annotation, biological process: phosphatidylinositol 3-kinase/protein kinase B signal transduction; neuron projection morphogenesis. NCBI's taxonomy places the organism in Eukaryota, Metazoa, Chordata, Actinopteri, Cypriniformes, Cyprinidae. The record is from RefSeq and is a predicted model, not a curated record.
AGGGUGGAGGCGUGUUCUUUGUGUUGUGCAGCCCGAGUUAAUCUGCUGUGGCAUCUACGCAGAGAGGAGCCGUACAUCCGAAAACCAGCACUGCUGUGAGGUGCCCAGCACAACCCUUGCUCAAGUGUGUCCUUAAACAAAAAACAAGGAUUCAUUUCAAAAGUUCUUCUCCUGAGCCUGUGUGGUUCAUCUUGGAAGACUCGAGGAGCUUUUUGCUUUGGGCUGUAGUAAGACUUUUAAAAGUGCAUGUUGGUGGGAAUUAGAAAGGAUGUUUUUCUCAGGUUAUUCUCAAAAUGUUGUUGCACUCUAGCAGGUGUAGCAUGUACAGAUGAAGAGGAGAGCAUCUUUUAGGCUAGAUUUACGUGCAUACCCAGAGGGCUGAAGGUUCUUCAGCUACAAGGAGCUGCAGACAACUACUGUCACGGCUACAGCCUCCUGCUUUUUGCACCUGAAGCUUGGAAAUUCUAGUUUAUGGACCGGAGCUUGACUUUGAAAUGGCUUGAAACUUUCCUGUUGGACUGGAGUUGGAAUCUCAGGAUAUAAGUCCCAGGUGCUUUUGGGAAGACUACCUGAAAUGGAACUAUCUGAAAUGGGUGGCAUUGUAGCCUGCAGGGACCUAGUUCCUCUAAUACCCUGUUGGAAUACCUGUAAGCAAUGAUUAGCUCAAAAGAGGAGGAUUCACUAAAAUUUCUGCAGUAUGUUGAAGACUAUGGACUAAGAGCAUAUAACAGAUUGGUCUCACAGAACAUCACCCACGAGUGGAAUGAGAAAAACUGGAUUAAGUUUCAGGGGAAAAUCGACAAGAAGCAAAAACAGGAAGAAGCCAUUAAAAGGGGGGAAGAGCUGAACACCGAGGGUAAGCACCUGCGAAUGGGCUCCAUGAGCAUGCCGGCCCCUGUGGAACACAUGUCUCCUCACCAGCACCAGCCCCCCUGCAACCCAGGUUUCACUGUUCGCUCUCAGUCCCUGCACUCUGUGGAAGGAGGGGAAGAGGAGGGCAGCCCCACAUCCCGUAAGCAGCCCCCGCCCAAACCCCGGAGGGACCCCAGCACCAAGCUUAGCAUCUCCUCUGAAGCUGUGGACCUCAGUCCCACCGGGAGUAAAGGCAAUGACUCAGAGAGGUGUGACGGAACACAAGGCUGCAUUGAGGACUGCAGGAAAGUUCCCCCACCGAAGCCUAAGAGGAAUCCCAACACGCAACUAAUUGAAAUAAAAGGAAAAGGUCACAGUUCUGAGUACAAACGGGAGCACAAGGAGAGGAGCCAUCACAGCAAAGAAUCCAAGCGGGACAAAGACCGCAGCAGCAAUGGAAAGUCCUUGCAUCGGCGUGACAGCAAAGACAGAGAACCAAAUGGCAUUGAAGCCUUAUUUCGACAUGACAGCAAAGACUGUGGAUACAGUAACACUGAGCCAUUAACCAGAAGUGACAACAAGGACAGGGGAUAUAACUGCCCAGAGCUGCUUCCCCGACAAGAGAGCAAAGAUAGAGGCAGUAGCAGUGAGGCACUGCCUCAACGAGAUAGCAAAGACAGGGGCUGCAAUAAUGCAGAACCUUUUGCCAGACAUGACAGUAAAGACAGAGGUUGUGUUGGUCCAGAGCACUUGCCCAGAGACUGUAAAGAUCUGUUGAGAAAUGGUCCUGACAGCAGACGUAACAGCCGAGAGAAUGUUUGCUAUGGGAUAGACCUUCUUUCCAGACAUGAAAAUAAAGAUCUGGGUAGAACAGGUUUGGAACGUCAACGGGAUAAAGAUGGUGGCAAGCAUGUCAUAGAAUCUGGUAAGGACAAGGAGAAAAGCAACCACAGUGCAGAGAGCAGGAGGGGAAGCAAGGAAAGGAUCACCAAUGGCAAUGAUGUCAUGAGCAGAUGGGACUGCAAAGAUAGGGGAGUACACACAAAUGAGACUUUACCCCGGUAUAAUGAGAAAGAUAAAAGCAAUUAUAGCACAGAAUCACCCAAAGCACAGGACAAAGAUGCAAGGCCUGGAUCUUCAGCCAUGGCAUCAUCCACUCGGUCUGGACGAUCCUCCAUGAUUCCAAAUAUAAUGUUGGGGAAUUCAAACUCUGGAAAUUUCCUUGCAGAACUGAAGACGCUUCCAAAGGUAGGACGGUCUUCUUCCACAACAGUAGCACCAUCUCCAAAAGGCACACCUCAGAGACAGUCAGCUGAUGUCCAACAGAUGCCCCCUAUGCCAUGGUUGUAUAGUGACAGCAACAUGGUGGAGAUGAUCGAGAGGAAACAACGCCUCUGCCGGGAGAUACGGUCUCGAGAACGUCUUCCUGACCGUAGCCCAUGCAAGAAAGAAAGCCUGCCUACAAUGCCAAGCUGGAAAAAAACUAGCGGGGCAAAGAAGCACAGUCCACCCCCCUACCCUACUCAGACUACAGUCUUCUGGGACACGGCCAUUUGACUUUGUGGUCUUGUGAGCAUAUUAGGGUCAUGCUCUGUCGUUAAUUAUCAGGCAGGUUUGAACCCACCAAAAGGAUGAGUGGUGUUACCGUAGCAAUAUUUCAGAGGUUGCAGUUUAUGAGGUUUUCAUAUUAUUGUUGAUAUCUAAUAUUUUUAUACGCAGUGUGAUUCCUUAAUGACUUAGCAUCAAUAGAUAUUUUCUAAAUUAAAUACAUUAUCUUUGCAAAGAUUAUGUAGAGUGUUGCUACCAUGCUUUUCUUUUAUAGCUUUUUUUUUUUUUUACUUCGCAAUACACAAUCAGUACCUUUUCAUCAAGCUUUGACUUGCCUUUCUAUUUUAAGAACUCUGGAAAUUAAGUUUCUGUGGUAUUUUACCACACUGAAUGAAGUAUAUUUUAGCACUGGACAUUAUGGUGAUUGGAUUCGGGCUAGCCUUUCCACACAUUAUUAGAUAAUUUAUUUUAAUGUCUAAUAUU